Acyrthosiphon pisum (pea aphid) is the source of this 1289-nucleotide messenger RNA. RefSeq names its product coiled-coil domain-containing protein 42 homolog. NCBI's taxonomy places the organism in Eukaryota, Metazoa, Arthropoda, Insecta, Hemiptera, Aphididae. The transcript is spliced from 7 exons. Bases 106 to 1101 code for a protein of 331 amino acids. The record is from RefSeq and is a predicted model, not a curated record.
CGGCGUUACCUCCGUGACUGGUUUCUGGAAGAUUCUAGAAGUUCCUUUGCUAGUGAAAUCUAGUCUUCUAGAAAUUUCUCACCGAAAUACCGAAUUGUCUACAAGAUGCAAGAUCCUAAAACCAAGCCAAAGAAGAUGAUAAACAUCGAAGCUGAUUGCGUUAAAGCAGUGAACACGUACAUGCAAGUUAAAGCUGAGUCGAACAAUUUUAUCAAGAAAUUUCCAGAAUGGGAUAGGUUGCCAAAAACUCUUGACAACGAAUUAAUAAUAGCUGUUCGCGAGCGAGAUGCCGCCAAAACCCGCCUGGAAAUCAAGCGCAAAGAAAAAAAAGUGUUUGACCGGGAGAUGAAGGAAAAGUGGAAAGAUCUAGAGCAAAAACUUAAAGAACUACGAGAAGAAGAGUUGAGACAUGAAAAGUUUUCUUCGGAAAACGAAUUGAAAUGCGAAAUACUCACGAGGAAGACACACGAAGACAACGAAGAAACGAAACGCUAUGAACAGCAAACCGUACCGAUGCAACAAUCAAUAUUAAAGCUCGAAGAGGCCGCCGAUGGGAUGCAACGUAGCGUGGAUGAGUUAAAGCCGUUCGAAGAAUUUCUCGAAAAAGUAGUGGAGGAGUCGAAAGAGUUUAAAAACAUAGAUGACGUUAUAAAGAGAUACGAAAACUUGACCAACAUACGGAAGGAAUUGGCGCAAAAACACGAAAAGAAGACUGCGGAUUUGAAACGGUUGACGACGGACGUGUUCAGACGUUCAAAGGAAACCAGUGAAGAAGCUGAGCACGUGUCUGUUGAAAUGGCUGAUGUCGUCGAAUCGUUGGGAAAACUGAAAGACGAGAUGAUCAAGACCGACCUGGCUUAUCGCAAGAUCGAAAAUGUGGCCAAAGAAAAGAAAAUUGAGGGUGACUUGGUAGCCGCAUCUGUGUGGAAUAUAUAUAAGCAAAUGUGUCGACGCGUAAAAAAAUCUGUGCCUAACAAAAUACCGGAUAUAGAAACUCAAUUGGCGUUCAUUGCCGAGGAAUACCAACAGUUGGCUAAAGUAUUAAACAUGGCCGAGAAAAUCAAAGAAAAAACCAACAAAAGGGAGAUUCUGAGAAACUGAAAAUAAAUUGUGCUUGGCAUGCUGAUGGUACUGUAUACAUAUUAUACUGCAAAUUAUAGUAUUUAAACAUAUAAGACAUUAGUUUCUGACAUUAAGGGGUAGGUAUACAACAGCUACUUUACAAAAUGCUUCAUUUUAUUUAUAUUACGAGCAUACUAACACAAUUUAAAUGAUUUUUAACUUUUUAA